UAGUACUCCAUAGUAAUGAGAUAUCUCUUCCCUUUUAAUCUCUUCCAAAUUCUGUAGCUCUGUCUCAUAUUCAUAAUAAAACCUACUAAGAAUAAACGUGUUCUCUUUUUGUUGUGUUCUUUUCUUCUGCUGCUUCUUCCUUUGGGAUCGUCAAAACUUGAAGAUCGGAUCGACAACUUUCUCACAGCAACCCUAGCCCUCCACUCCCUCCUAUGAACCAAGAAUGAAUUAAUCUUCAUCUUCAUUUUGAGGUUUGAUCUAUAGAAGUUUCGAAAACACAAGAGGCAAGGGCCAUUUGUCUACAACAAUAGGGAGGCCAACGAUGUCCUCGUCCAACUCUCCGUGUGCAGCAUGCAAAUUCUUGCGUCGAAAAUGCACUCAAGAAUGUGUUUUUGCACCAUACUUCCCACCUGAUCAACCUCAGAAAUUUGCCAAUGUUCACAAGGUUUUUGGGGCUAGUAAUGUGGCUAAAUUACUCAACGAAUUAAACGCUACUCAACGUGAAGAUGCUGUAAAUUCCCUCGCCUAUGAAGCCGAGUAUCGCCUUCGUGAUCCAGUUUAUGGUUGUGUUGGCCUAAUUUCGGUACUUCAACAUAAGCUCAAGCAAGUCCAAGAUGAUUUAUUGAAUGCUAAGAAAGAAUUAGCAACUUACAUUGGUCCAUCAGCAAUGUUGCCAAUUCUUCAACACCCGGGGUAUAUACAACAGCAUCCGAAUAAUCCGUCUUCUUCUACCAUGAUGCCUUAUAAUAUGCAGCCAAUGUUGGGAUUGCCAACAGGGAUGCAACAACAACAACAACAUGGUGCUCAGUUAAUGUUGCGUGAUCCUCAACAACAACAACAGCAAAAUCAUCAGCAAGUUAUUGAAGCUCAUCAAUUUGCGGCAGCGAUGGCGGCAAGGGAGCAACAGGAAAUGUUGAGAACUUACGAACAACAACCACAACAGCAGCAGCAUCCACAAUUCAACAGUGGGUUUGAUUCUGCAGGCCCAGUAACUGCUACCGGAUUUCAUCAAAUGAGUUCUUCUGUAUCACCUUCAUUGGCUUUGGGCUCCUUUGACAAUCCUUAUCAGAUUCAGCAAACCCAGCAGGAACAUUGCGGACAGGUUCAAAUUCAGCCGCAUCAAUUGCUCCAACAACAACAGCAGCAGCAGAAUCAUCAGCAGCAGCUACCGCAACAGCCACAGACACCACAGCAGCAACAGAGAGCCAAAAGUGAAGAGGAAAGGAGCAUUGGACCUUCUUGUUAACUUCUUCACUGCAUGCCAUUGAAGCUUUUUCCUUUCAACAGUUUAUUAUCUUGGUAACUUUCUCGUUCAAAUCUCUUUCUUUCCUCUCUCUUUUAUUACAUUUAUUGCUCCUCUUUCUAGUACUUUGGGUUACCCCGAGGGAUGGUUGGUUACAUUUUUUCCUGAAUUUUUUUGCAUACUUCUUCUAAUUAUGGGAUAAUCACUUUUUCCCUUCUAGUUGAAAGUAAAAUAUGUACUUUUUCUUUGUUAGACAGCUUAAAAGAUUGAGUUUAACUAAUAAACAUGAUAGUGUAAAAACAAUUACGCUAUCAAGUGUUGCAAUAAUACAAAAUUUCUUACUACUAUGUAUAUGUAAGUCAAACUCUAAAUUAGAUUUUACUAAAUUUUUCACUAUAUAAUAAUGUCACCUCACUAAUUAAUGAUUCCUGUUAGCUUCAAGUCUUUUCAUAUUACAGUGGUUUUGCGUCUCAUACGUCUAUAUGCUUGAAUUACGUACACAGUUUUGACUUUGACGUUAAUAGUAGCGUGCGGUGUGUUUGAAAGGAGAUAUCUUACCAAGUAUACAUGAUUCUCUCCGUAAAGUUGAGUUCUUUUAAGAGAACAAGAAAUAAUUAACUUGGAUACAUUGCUAGGAAAGAACUUUUACACCAUUAAAGUAUUUUAUUUUAUUUUGUUAUCGCAAUAAGUUACUUACGAUAUAUUUUAGGUUAUCAACAAUGCUUAUUAAGUAGGUAUUUACAUUUAUCUUUAUAGGUAUAUACGAAAGAUUUAAGUUAUAUACAUACAUUAGCGUCUCAAUUUAACCGUUGUAGUAGGUGACUUAUUUUAUUUUGAAAUUAUCAUAUCAAGUUUACCAUGAAAAUUACAUGGUAAUUAUUGUUGCAGACAAACUUUUAAAAUAGUGUAAACGCUACUACUAUACAUUGUGAAAACUUAAUUUUUUUUACUUAUUCAGCUAUGCAACUAGCUUUCUUCUAACAUUUCUUUCUGUGGCUGAUGCGUAAACUAGCGUACAAAGAAGACAGAUUUAGAUGGAGAUGGAGAUGACGAUAUUCAACUCCGAUAGUGAAAGGCCGUGAGCAUCUGGCCUUCUUUUUCGAAUUUUCUUUCUUCCCCUUUUUAGGUCUGAAGGACAUGAUUAAAUUAUUGGGGAGGUGAAACUUUUGAAACUUAGGAGUUUCGUUUUAACAUUACCAUUGUCUUUUCUUUACCUAUAGAUACCAUUUCUGCUGCCAUCAUACAGAUUUAUUCAUACAGUUCAUUCUUGUUUUA
Messenger RNA from Nicotiana tabacum (common tobacco), 2518 nucleotides. The record is from RefSeq and is a predicted model, not a curated record. Lineage: Eukaryota; Viridiplantae; Streptophyta; Magnoliopsida; Solanales; Solanaceae.